Messenger RNA from Quercus robur (English oak), 2038 nucleotides. Its product is annotated as agamous-like MADS-box protein AGL65. Gene Ontology annotation, molecular function: protein dimerization activity; RNA polymerase II cis-regulatory region sequence-specific DNA binding; DNA-binding transcription factor activity, RNA polymerase II-specific. Bases 504 to 1601 code for a protein of 365 amino acids. Lineage: Eukaryota; Viridiplantae; Streptophyta; Magnoliopsida; Fagales; Fagaceae. The transcript is spliced from 13 exons. Gene Ontology annotation, biological process: regulation of transcription by RNA polymerase II. The record is from RefSeq and is a predicted model, not a curated record.
AUGGGCAACAAGAGGAUGACUCACUUAAUCCCGCCAAUCAAGUAGGUCAAAUGCAUUACACAUCACGGAACAUGUGCCAUUAUUUUAUUGGUAAUUACAGUAAAACUUUUUCAUUCUAGAAAAUCGAGAGACUAGGGUCGGUUGCCCCCCAUGAUUUUCCCCUGGACUUGGACUUCAGCUGAUUGCACAUGAAAAUCCUUAACAGACAGAACAGAACAGAAAGGAUAGCAAUAUUUAUCGGCUGAGAUUCUAGAAACUCUUCGAAAUUUAAGGACAACAUAGCACAAAUAUCACCGACAAUAUCUCUCUUUCUCUCUCUCUCUCUCUUCGGACACUCACAUACUCUUGUUUAUGAGACGCGCGCGCGCACACACACACACACACAAACGCAAACAUCGUUGGUUGGUUCCGCUGAUUUCAACAACCGAAUUCACAGCUUAACCUGUCGUGCCAAUUUUUGCAGCUGGAGAAGUGUAUUUUUAUUGCAUAAUUAAAAUUGCAGGAUGGGAAGGGUUAAGCUCAAGAUAAAGAGGUUAGAGAGCACUAGCAAUCGACAAGUGACUUAUUCAAAAAGGAGACAUGGAAUUUUGAAGAAAGCUAGGGAAUUGGCAAUACUAUGUGACAUAGAUAUUGCUCUUCUCAUGUUUUCACCAACUGGGAGAUCUACAUUAUAUCAAGGAGAGAACAGAAAUUUUGAAGAGGUUAUUGCAAAGUUCUCACAAUUGACUCCACAAGAAAGGGCAAAAAGGAAAUUGGAGAGCCUUGAAGCACUAAAGAAAACCUUCAAGAAGUUGGACCAUGAUGUAAAUAUAGAAGAUUUUCUGGGUUCAAGCUCUCAAACAGUGGAGGAAUUGGGUAAUCGAUUAAGGCUAUUGCAAGUUCAACUUACAGAACUACAAAAGAGACUGAGCUAUUGGAGUGAUCCAGAAAAAAUUGACAAUGUCGAAAAUCUAAGGCAGAUGGAAGACUUGCUACGAGAAUCAAUACAGCAAAUACGUCUACAAAAGGAAAAUUUUGGAAAACACCAGCUAGCUUCACUAGAAUGCGCUACCCAGUUUCAAAAUGGGAUGCCUUUACCUAUGCUAAUGAAUAGUGUGCACGAUGCCCAAUCCCUAUCAUGGCUUUCAAACAAUGACAAUCAACAUAUGCUAUUUCCCCAUGAGCCAAACUUCCUGCCACAGAGAGAUGUGGAGUGCUCCUCAGAUGUCUCACUUCCAGGUUAUUCUGGUUAUUUUAGCACUGAAAAGAAAGAUGCGGUUGGAAAUACAAUACAACUUGCUCAUAUGGGAUCUGGAGGUGGUACCUUGGAUGAGUUAAGUAGAAAUACAUGUUUAAGUAUGCAACUUGGUGAGCAAUACGCAUAUCCUUCGUAUGGUAGUUCAAAUUUGCUCGAAGAUGAUACUAAGUUGAAGCCUCAGAUGGAGAUGAACUUACAAGUGAAUCCUUUGGAUUAUCAAAUUAAUAGUAACUUUGGAGUGUCUAGACCGUUGUGUGACAGUGGGCAUCAUUCCUGGUUUUCUGCAUCGGCGCCUUGUAGCAUUUCCAUAUACAAUCAGAAUGGCUACCAGUGCAACCAAAUUGACUCUCAAGAGCCACGUUAAUUUUUAUCUAGAAGAAGAGGAUGGUAGGUGAAAGACUUUUCUGCGCAUUGCAUUUGAAGAUUUGGCUAUCCCUUCUUUUAAUGGAGUUGAAAACAAAUUCUGGAUGAAUUCUGCCAUGAAAUGAGAAUAAUCUAAAAGAUGUAUAAUUUCUCAUUUGGUUAUUUUGGUUACCAAAUCUCAUAGAUGUGUUUGCCGGAUCAUUGUAUGAGACAGAAAAACAUGUACAUCUGAAAUUGAGACUUCUCACCCCCCACCCCCUUUUUUUUUGAGACAGUUACGAUAGGGAUGGUUUCUGAUAUUAGUCUUCCAUCACCUUGCUUUAAAUUAAAUUGCUUCUGUGUUGAAAUAAAUGUAAUCUAAAAGAUGUACAGUUUCCUAUUGGAUAUUUUGGUUACCAAAUCUCAUAGCUGUAUAUGCUGUAUAAGACAGAAAAACAU